AAAGCUGGAUGGUGUCUCAUUAAGCGACUGUGUUAUCGUGAGCGGUUUUAGUGAUAUAACUACAGCUGAUACCCUAGAAUUGUACUUCGACAACAAGAAACGAUGUGGAGCAGAAGGUGUAAGGGAUGUGAAAAUGGAUAGACAACUAGGAAAAUGUUGGAUUUAUUUCAAAGAUCCUAAAUCUGCUGUGGAAGUUUGCAGACGUUCACAUGAAGUUGACAGUCAAAGGUUAUCUGUUCUAAUGCCUGACGAAACUUAUCAGGUCCAUAAUCGACUCCAUGUGAAAGAAAACGGAUCUAGCGAAUAUACAACCACCGAAGCACAAGUGGCUGUGGAAAAAUUUCGUAAUCCUGAGUCUGUCAAAUUCCAGUCGAUCGAUCACAGAAAACUAGAGUUUUUAAUGAACUUACCAAUAGAAAAAGCAGUCUUUGAAAAUGAUUUACUUUUUAAUCAUGCUCGUGUGAAAUGGCCAGAAGAAACUAGAAUUUACUGUACAGUUGAAAUCAUCAGUACUUUAACAAAACAUACGGAGAACUGUUUAAGUUUAUCUAAAAUUUGGACAACAGCAAUCACAAAACAAACAGAAAAAUUCUUUGAUAAGUUAAUCGUCAAUGAGUUGGAUAUUUCACAGGUUGUCUGGGACAAGGUAAUGACAUAUUUACAAACUGAAAAGAAGCAGGUAAUUGUCGAAGUAGACAGGAAGUUGCACAAAGUAUUUAUCGUUGGUCACAAAAUCUCAGCAAAUGAAACGACAAAGAUCAUUGAAGAUAUUAUCGAAACAGACUUGCAGAAAAGAAAAAGCCACUGUAUUGAAAAAGUGAACACCAAGGAUAUCUAUACAAGUGUGUGCGUCUCUUGUGGAGCGUUUUCUGAUCAAUUCAUACAAUAUGUUUCAAUGCCGGAAGUUAGCAAUUUUGUUGAAAAUCAGUUCGAAAAAAACAAUAUUUUUGGCGUUUGGGAAUUUCAAGAGAGCAAUGUCAUUAAGAUGUACUCUCAUUCCGAAGUUAAAGCCAAGUUGGCUGAAGAUAUAUUAAGAAAAUCAAUAUUCAGUAGAGAAAUUAACAUUUCUGGAAGUAAUUAUAUUGCUGUUGAAAGCAAGCAGUGGUUGGAAGAACUUAAAGCCAUUCAAAGGAACUAUCAGAAAGCAAUAAUUACCGUUUUUACAGUUCACGAGAUUUCUGCUAAAAAAGUCUUCAUUUAUUCUAUUUCAUCGGAGGCAGUGAGUCACGUUUAUCGAGAUAUCAAUAGGUUUCUUUCAAAAUCUGAUAUUAGUAAACCUCUGUGUAUGAAUAAAGAAAUGUUAAAGAUGAGGAAAAUGCACAUGAGAACAAAUAAAUGGAUAACACCGACUGGUCAGUCUAUUUAUACACGUAUUGGAGACAUAACAUGCUUAGAUGUGGAUGUCAUUGUUAAUCCUGUAAACAAAGAACUUCAACUAAGAAGAGGAUUAUCAAAAAUUAUACGUGACAAAGGUGGUAAGAGUACUGAGAAGGAGUUUUAUGAUUUGACCAAACAACAAAAAAUGUUACAAGAGGGAGAUGUAUUGUACACAUCUGCAGGAAAUCUUCCAUGUAAAUGGAUAGUUCACGCUAUAACUCCUCAAUGGACGGAAGGACGUCGACAAUUCAGAAAACUUUAUAAGUGUGUUAGUUCGUCCUUUAAUACAGCUAACCAGCUAAAAUGUGCUUCAAUUGCGAUCCCAGCACUUAGUGCUGGUAUGUCUCGUUUUCCAGCAAACUUGUCAACAAAAACCAUUGUAAAGUCCAUACGUGACUACAUGAAAGAGAGAGGACGCGAUUCAUCAAUUCAACACGUGUAUCUCUGUGACAUAAACAAUGAUACUGUUGGUUUCUUUGAGUCUGCUUUAGUUGAGUAUUUUCCCUAAACAAGACAUCAUCUUUUGUCGAAUUUUAAGCCUAACAUCAUUUGAAAAGUAAUAGAUGUAUUUGUCAAAAGAAAAUAGUAGUGUAAUAUAUAAUAUUGUUAUAUAAUUUUAACAAUUCAAAUCCAUAAAGGCAAAUUGUUGGUAAAAACAAGUGAUUGUUUUAUUUGGAUGUAGCGUUCUAUUAUGCAUUUAAAGACAAUUGUUAUAUCAGUCUUAAAUAUUACAAAUUUGUCGACACGGAAAUAUAUCGCCCAUCGGUAG
Mytilus trossulus (common blue mussel) is the source of this 2146-nucleotide messenger RNA. RefSeq lists its product as uncharacterized. Gene Ontology annotation, cellular component: cytoplasm; nucleus. Bases 134 to 1885 code for a protein of 583 amino acids. Lineage: Eukaryota; Metazoa; Mollusca; Bivalvia; Mytilida; Mytilidae. Gene Ontology annotation, molecular function: transcription corepressor activity; NAD+-protein mono-ADP-ribosyltransferase activity; NAD+ poly-ADP-ribosyltransferase activity. The transcript has 4 exons. The record is from RefSeq and is a predicted model, not a curated record. Gene Ontology annotation, biological process: protein poly-ADP-ribosylation; negative regulation of gene expression.